CACUCCACCAGCCCCUCCCAGAACAAAAUGGUAUCAUCUCUGCAGGAGGAGGGAGGCUGUUGCUGUCAAGAAUGGGAGGGAUGCACACAAACACAGGCAAAGAUCCAGAGGACUUGAAAACCUGUCUGGAGUGAGCGGUAUGCACUGCUCCCUCGACUCCUCAGACCAGUCCCAGCUGGAGAACCUAGAACUGGUUGAGGAGGUCAUGGUGGACCGCUCAACACAGACGGUCUGGGAAGACCAAAGUGAUACUGAGAGGCAAAGCUCCAGAGCAGAUUGGAACCAGUCUGGAGUGAGCAGUAUGCACUGCUCCCUCGUCUCAGACCAAUCCCAGCUGGAGGACCUUAAACUGGAUGAGGAGCUAACCGUGGGCAGCCCAAAAGAGCGGGUCUCCAGAUGGGAAAACAUGGGCUACACGGACAGCCAAAGCUCCAGAGCAGUUUGGAACCAGUCUGGAGAUUCAGUGGUCAGCAGCAUGUACUGCUCCCUUUUCUCCUCCAGCUCCUACCACUCUGAGGUGGAGGACUGCAAAGUGGAUGAGGAUCUCAUCGAAAUAAUCCACAGGCAAAUGGAGGACAGAGAGGAGAGAGCCAGCAAUCAGGAUGAGGAUGUCCAUUUCCUCGCGGUCCUCUGUGCUUGCUGCAAGGCUGCAUAUAAGAGCGGCCAGGAGAGUCUGGAUCUCCCCUACAGCAAAGGACAACUGAUAAAAGCAAUCGUGGUGGUGAUGGAGAAGUCCCCUGUGGAGUCUGGGCCUACCAUUCUCCUGCUUUAUGCCAUGGCUGCCGUCUCCUGCCUCAGCAAAAUCAAGCCUCCAACUGACCCAGAGCUAGAGUCUGCGAUCCUGCGCUUCGCUGUUCGCGGGGUCAUAACAGUGCAAGCAGGACAUGUCCACAAACAGGCUCUGCACAAACUAGCAGCAGACAAUCUGGAGCUGAUGCUGAGGGGUUUUUUGUCAGAGGCCCCAACCACACAGCAUCUCUUGUCCCUCCUGGAGCACAUCAACAUCUGGAUCCUCUCCAGGAAUGCCCAGGAGAGAGCACGAGCCAGCAAACAAUGCGCCAGCUUGCUCCGCUUUAGUGUCAUGAUGCCUGAUUGUGAUAACUCUGCAGAACUCCCCAGUUUGGGCCACCAUGUGGCGAAACUUGGAAUCUGCAUAAUGGAUUGCAGGAAGGAUGUCAGCCGAAACGCCAGGGAGGGAAUCUACCGGCUCCUGGAGGUGCUUCUCCACCACAAAGGCCAGAGCAGCAGAGAAGCUGGGGAGCUGUGGAGCCGGAGAUGGCAGGAGGAGGAAAGAAUUCUGGCCUAUCUGAACACCGCCAGAGUUGGGGAGGUUUUCAGGGAGAUCUUUAAUAAAGAUCAGCAAAGAUCCUUCCUGAGGACCACGAUUUGGGCCAUUAAUCAUCCCCUCCACAGGGUUAAGGAGGCUGGACUGAUCCUGCUGUACUCCCUCCUGGGCAAGGCCGAUGCACUGAUGGGGUAUGAGGAGGAGGAAAUCCGGAGGAAAAUCUGGCGUCGUCUCCGCCAAAUCAAAGAAAGCAAAGGGCUGCCUGAAGAAAUCGAAGGUGACUUACUGAUGGACCUUGGCAGUGCCGCUAAGCCGACUACCCUCCCAUGACACCUUUCCUUCCUUUCCAUAUAAAACACUCAAGUAUAAACAUAUCAAGAGAAAAAUCAUAUAACAUCUUAAUUAAAUGUAUUAUGUAUUAUCAUAAAUGUAUGUAUCAUAUGUAUCUUAUCAUAAAUGUAUUAAUCAUGAUCAAAAUUCCUCAAAGGGAUCAGGAAACUGAAAUAACACCUUUUAAAAUGUGGAUACCCUCAACGAUUACAACAUCAAUAGGACAUCAGCCAUAUCAAGAGAUUCUCUACAGAGGCAAAACAAAUAUGCAAAAAGAAGAGAGGGUCCCAUUUUGGUAGACUUUCAUCCUGCCUCACCAAACUAUCACCAGGCAAUAAAAAGACAGCCACCACCCUGAGAGCUUUUCCCAGAAGUUCAGAAUUUGCUUACAGCAAUAGCUGUCAGAACAUCCAUGUGUUGCUUUCCAUCAACCACCUAAUCUAUACAGACGAUUACUGAGAGCUGUCCUAAAAUCACUGAUCAGCAAUCCUGGAUCACACCACUGUCAAUCCAGCCGCUGCAUUACUUUCACUUUUCUAAAGAAUACCAUCACUUUUAGCAGUACCACUACCAAGAAAACCUAUUACAUCUGGGGGAAACUCAUCUGUACUUCCACCUGUCAUAUAUAUUAAAGAGCGCAGAUGUCCAUAUUGCCAUAUGCGCUAUGUAGGCAAAACAUCCUCAGACUUGAAGCCAUCUUUCAGGAAGCACAAAUCUGCCAUCUUAACAAAGAACAACCUAUGGGCAGAUACUUCAACUCAGCCAACCAUCAUCUCAAUGAUAUGGAGAUCUAAGAGCGCCUUUCAUCCAACUGCAACAUCUGGCCAUCAUUCUUUUCUUGUCACUUGCCCUUGGACUCUGCUAACAUGGCAUUCUUCACUGCCAUCUUAUGAACUGUAUGUGCUCACACACAUCAUGACGAACGCUAAUGGAAGCCACCAUGGGACAUCCACACCUACAGCUUCUCUUGCUGCAUCAUUUCGCCUUUGUUCUAGCCACACAGGAGUCUUUUUGCCAGGAAGUACUGCAGGUAUAGGCAAUAUAAGUAAUUCAAGCACCCAGAAAGAAAGAAGAGAAUAAUUGAUUAGAAAUACAUUUUAAAAUGUUGCAUAAUAAAGAAAUACGCAAACCCACUGAAAUAAAACCUUCAUAGAGUAUCCACAUAAGAAAUCCAACACUUAAUGAUCCGCAUAUAAAAAAAGAUCAAUAAAAUCAAUACAUGUAAAUUUCCCCACUCCGAUUUAUUUAUUCAGAAGCUUUCAGAAUCCUGAGUCUAACAGAAAGAGAUGAUUUUUUUUAAAAAAAAUUAUCAAUUCUCCAUUAGUGGAGCUAAACUAAUAAACGGGGGUGGGGGGACUAAACAUCUGAGAAAAUGUUAGAAAAAUUCAAAGUCUUUUCAGAACCAUAAUUCUAAUAAGAAAAGAUCAAGAAAAAGAAAAGCUCCUGCCUGCAGACUUCCCCAAUGAAAGCUGUAAAUUUCGUCUCCAUAGGUUCAAUGCUGGUAGUGAAAGCUCUAAAGUGAGAAUGUAGUUAUCUGGUCAUAAAACCCUUCAUAAUGCAAACCAAAUAAAGCAGGAGGAUCCCUCAAGCAGAACUUAAGCUGAUUAACAUAAAUGCAGAACUCUGUGCCAAAACUAUGAAGCAAGAGCUUAAGCAGAUCACAUUAAUCACUUCCUACUGGCUCUCUUCUCAAUACACAAUACAGCCUCCUAAAAAGUCCAUGGGAGGUUCAAAAAUGAUGGAAACACAGAGACUGAGGAACAAAAAUGCAAGGAAUCCUGUUAGUACUUACAAGCUCAAAAGGUAUUCUCAAUUGUGGGAGUGUCAUUAAAAACAAAAGGGAUAGCGACAAAAAUAGAUCUAAAGUCUAAUGAAAAAGAUUUUAAAAAACGAUUUUGAACUUCCCAUUCGACUGUCCAGAUAAUCCAAGGGCUUAGGAAAGAAGAAAGUUAAUUAUUAGAGAGGAAGAAACUGACCAUGCGAAGACAUGAAGUAUGGAUAUUUUAAACCCAGAGCCAAGACAAAAUUCCCAACCCAUGCACACCAAAUACGAGACGUUUUGGCAAAUGUUCAUGACUGGCAUCUAGAACCUAUUAUAUAAAAACGAGAUGAACAACAGGGAGGAAUUUGAGAGAAGGGGGAAAAGUUAAUUUAAAGAGAAGAGGAGAUCUUAUGAAAUACUAAAAUGAAAUUCCUCAAUGAAAAAUCAAACAAAAAAAUAACUGCAUCUGGAACUCUCAAUCUUCUGAAAACCAAAUACAUCUUCAGUGCCAUAAUCUCAUGCAAUACCAUCAAAUCAAACUUCAGUUUUAACCCAUGAUUUGAAAAAAUAGAGAAAAAACAAUACCCUUUAGUAUAAAGAUUUUCCUCUUCACAAGAAUUUUUGAUAACAGCUGUUAAAUUAACAGGGAAUCCAUAAAACCAAUUCUUCAUAUUGGAAAAGACUAAUUACAUGUACAGGACAAAAAUAUAACAGUAAUUAUAAUUAUAGAUGAAAUGUAUAAAUGUAUAAACUAAUUUCCCCUAGUCUCUAUAAUACUUUUGGAAACUACAAUAACAGGGAAUCCAAUGGGGAAAAAUUAAUCAGCUUUCAGUAAAAUCUAUCUCUUAUAAGUAAGUUCAACCUAAUAGCUUCAACAGAUAAAUUCACCUAUAUGCCUUUAAACACAGAUUUCCCUAUUCACCAAUACCAUACAUUUGCUAUUUCUUCAGAGGGAAUAAACUGAAUAUGUUCAUAUUAAAUAAGCAUAUAAUAAUAGCUAAAAUAACAAACUAAACAUAUUAGUAUAAAUUGUGAUAACCUAAAUGUAUACAUUUUUAUCUUGAAAUAAAGCAAUAGGAAUUUAAAAUCUUAUUAAUAUUAAAAAAGGAUAAUAAAAGUAAUGGAUUUAAAAGGGGGGGGGGAGGAAAGAAAAACAUAUUAUUUAAUUCUCAGGUAUCAUUUACUUCCCACAUCAAAGCAAUAUAGUAAAGAGUCCCAGAGGAAUUCAGAUCGAAUAAGUAGAUACUAUUAAGAGUCUUUCCUAGUCCUUCAAGGGGUUAACUUGAAAGUCUUAAAAACAUUCCAGGUAGAAAGAUAAGAGGAAACUCUGCUGGGAGACUAAACACUGCCGGAACUAGCUCCUUACGAAAGAAAGCUUGUGCAUGGGGAAAUGUGUUAUCAGGUUACGUGUAGUAAAUAUAAAAAGCCUUAGGUCUUCUAUUUGUGAUCAUUCCUAUUUCAAAUGUUGACUUUCAGGCCAGACUUCUGAAUAGGAUUUACAAUGCUGGGUAAUAUUUCUACUCCAUCAGUGGUGGUAGAAGGUAUUCAUCCAAUUAGUCAACAGCAGAAAAUAAAGAGAGUCCCAAAGUCCCUAAGGAUGCCGAAACGUUCAAAGUUUUUUCUUUUCCCCUGUUUUUCCAUCACCAUAAUCCAUACUAUAAUGAAAAGGAGGCAUCAAAAGCUCAGAAAUUAAGAAUCCCCUUUCCAUUUGUCUCUACAGUCCCAACUUCAAUAAUGUUGCUAAAAGUUCCAGGCAGCAAGCAAGAGACAUAAACAUAAUUGUACCACAAGAGAGCUUCUGUAUUCAAACUUCCAUAUACAUACUGUAUUCAAACCAUUAAAAAGUAAAAAACCCUCAUUCAUGUAUCUGUUCCAUCCUAACUUCAAUAACGCUUCUAAACGUUCGAAACAGAGAGUGCCACACAAAGAGCAAAGGACUUAAUUACCAGCCAUAAAACACUUUUAUCAGUGCCAGAAUUCCAGUGCUGUGAUGAUGACGACGACGAUGAUUCUUAAUUCGAUUUCUACACCGCACUUCCAAAAAUGGCUCAGGGCGUUUUACAAAGAGAAACAACAAACAAAUAAGAUAGCUCCCUGUCCCCAAAGGGCUCACAUUCCAAAAAGAAACAUAAGACACACACCAGCAAUAGUCACUGCAAGUACCGUGCUGGGGUUUGGAUAGGGCCAGUUACUCUCCCCCUGCUAAAUAAAGAGAAUCACCAUGGUAAAAAGUGCCUCUUUGCCAAGUUAGCAGGGAGAUAAUGAGUAACUAGAGCAUCAAACGCUUUGCAAAACCACUCGCAGGAAUUCUUCAAGGUAAAACUAAAAACAGAUUCAAAUAAGAUGCUGGGUUGUGCAGAACAGUAAGCAGUAGAAUCACACAUUGGUCAUGUAAGACUUCAUUCCUCACCCAGCCAACCCUCUUCUUAAGGCCGUUUACAUAAUUCCCUCUGGAAAAGUCAGUAGGAGGCUCAAAAGUAAUAAAGACAAAAAAGGGGGAGGCAAGAAAAAGUAAAAAGAAAUGCCAAAGAUCUUGCAAGCUCAAAAGCCAUGGUCAUCUCAGAGAUUUGAUAGGAAAGAAAAAAGCCGUUCUUCAGAAGGCAUGUUGUUAAGCCUGUCUCCGUUCAGCCUGAUGCUUAAUGCAGAAAGGUCUCUGCUGAGGGUUCAUCCAGGGUCCUCCAGGCUUUUUCAAGCCUGGAAUCUCCACGGAUCCCCCCCCCGGGGGGGAGGGGAUGCGCCCUGCACGCAUUCUGAUCUUUAUGUAGCCGAUGAAAGAUAAUUAGACCAAACGGGAGCGGAAAGCCCUGGCAGCCAAAUUGUCAGGUACUUCCCAGAAGAAUGCCAUCUUGCUUCUCUGUCCAUUCCUCAAACCUAUUGGGGGAUCUCCAGUCUCUAUUUGUAUUAAAAUCGGGUAGCUGAACUAUCGAUGCUACUAUCCAUCAAUAUAGAUCUAAUUUGAAACCAUACUAGCCAUGGUAUUUGAGAUCCUGUUUCUUGUUCAAUCUCAACCUUCUUGAAUAACCUCUUAUUUCUAUGGACGUCUUUUAUUCUAUAAAAAUUCUUUCCCUUCAACAUCUUCAAAUAAGCCAAUCCAUAUUGAUCUUCCCCACUAUCCAGAUAUGUUAAUAAAGGUGUUAGUGGAGAAAUAUCUUUCUUAUAGAAUUAAGUAGAUUUCUCCUAGGAAUGAAUCCAGAUUGGUCGAUAUGAACAAUUUUAUAACUAAUUAAUUUAAGUCAAUUUGCCAAUAAUUUAGUAUACUGUAUAAUUUAUAAUCAACAUUAAGUAGCAAAAUUGGUCUAUAAGAGCUGACUUCCUGUAAAUCUCUACCUAUUUGAGGAAUUAAUGUUAUUUUUUGAGUCAUACCACGAGGGUGGGAAACAUGCUCCCUGACUCAGAGCAUUCAUUAAAAUUACAAACUUUGGUAUAAUAAUUUCUUUACAUUGGCUAAAAAAUUCUCCUAUCAAACCAUCCGGUCCUGGAGAUUUGUGAUUCUGAAUGGUUUUAAAAACCUCAAGCACUUCCGCCUCAGUAAAUGGUGCAUCCAAAAUCUUAAUAUCCUCUGGAGUUAGUUGUGGGGUACUAAUCUUAUCUAAGUAGUUAAGAAUUUUCCCCUGUGUUGGGUUAUGAGAAUUAUAUAAUUGUUCAAAGAAUGUAACACACUGAUCACUGAUAUCUUUAGUGUUAGUGAUGGUUCGACCUUUAUCAUCCUUUAUUACUUUUAUAAGCCUCUUCUCCUUAACUUUCUUUAAUAACGAUCUUGUUAAUAACGAUCUUGGCUAACGAUCUUGUAUUUCUGUCACCAUAUUCAUAAUAACUUUGUUUUACAUAACAGGUUGAAUAGAAAUUUUUGUUGUUUCCAAAACCACUAGCUCCUUCCUUUUCUUCCAUAUUUGCUGAAAGGUAUUAACAGACCCUGUUCUAUGAAAUAUUGCCAAUAAGUGUUUAAACUCCAACUCUAGUUUAUCACUCAUUUGUGUUGAUUCUUUUUUAAUCCUGCUCAUCUGAUUAAUUCACUCCCCUCUAAUAACAGCUUUCAUCACAUCCCAUUUCAUUACUAAUGAUGUUUGCUCCUUAUCAUUUUCAUUAAAAAAAAAAAAAAUUCUUAAUGUUUGGGCCAAUUGUUGCUUUGCCAUUUGUCCACAAGUAAUCUAGCUUUAAAACGCCAAACCGGAGAGAAUAAAAUUUUCUCCUCUAAUUAGAUACUGCUUUAAUUGUGUUUUAAUUAUGUUUUAAUAAUUUUAACUUUUUUGUUUUAAUUUUUGAAAUAUUGUAAUCUUUUAUUGGCUGCUUUUAUUGUUUGUAAACCGCCCAGAGAACUUGCGUUUUGGGAGGUAUAGACAUGUAUCAAAUAAACAAAUAAAUGGAAUUUAAAGAUCACUGGGGCAUGAUCCGAAACAAGAAUGGGUCCAAUUUCUCCCUUAUGAAAUUUUAUGAAAUGAAAUUGAGUUAACAAAGUAUUAGAUGCCCAUAUAUAACCCAACCUAGAAUAAGAUUGGUGUCUUCCUGGAAAAAAGGUCAAACUUUUGCAGAGGGAUUAAGCAUUUGCCAAGAAUCUAUAAGCUCAUAUUUAUGCAUCAAUCUUUGAAAGUUCAACGAUAGUGAGGCUUGUUUCUUAUAGUGUAAAGAUCUUGAUUUAUUCUCGUUAGAUGACUUAGUGGCAUCAAUAUUAAAGUCCCCCCAGGCCGCAACACGAUAUUAGUACCAGCAAACCUUUUCAUUUUCCUCAUUGUUUUCUGAAGGAAGUCAAGAUGUCUCUGAUUUGUAGCAUAGAUAGAGGCCCAAGUAAUAUCCUUAUUGUGCAACUUCUCCUUAAUAAAAAUAAAUCUUCCAUCCUUAUCUUUCAAAAAAAUUUCAACAACAAGAUCAAUGUCAGCUUUAAAUCAAAUACCAACCCCUCUUGCUUUGUUUGGAAAACUGUUUUCCAAAAUAUUUAUCUGCAGUAUCAUCUAUCUUAUAAGUCUCUUGUAAAAAGACCACAACUGGGUUAAAGGAUUUAAUAUAGAUAUCCUGGCCCUUUUAAUUGCAUCCCCCAAACCUCUCACGUUCAAGGAAAAAACCAUACAGUAAUCACUCAUUUUUAAUUCUUAGUUCUUGCUGACAAUCUAUAGAAUUAUUUCUCUAAGCCAGAAUGCAUGGGGAUGCGUAGGGAUGCAUGGGGAUACCUGGUGGAAUGUUCCAGCCUGAAAAGGAGGGUGGCCUGUGGGGAGGAGGACCACCGGUGGGCAAAGCCCCGCCAGCCUGAAGAGGAGGGUGGCUGGCGGCCCAAGGCCACCAUGAGGAGGAGGCAGCAGCCGAACAGCUAGCCCCGCCUUGCCUGGCCUGGCUGCUGAGGUCAGGAGGAGGUAGCGGCGGGCCCUAGCCUGGCUGCCAGGAGGAGGGGGGAGAAAGUGGAGGGGGACC
Hemicordylus capensis (graceful crag lizard) is the source of this 8777-nucleotide messenger RNA. RefSeq names its product maestro heat-like repeat-containing protein family member 1. The transcript is spliced from 14 exons. Bases 140 to 1615 code for a protein of 491 amino acids. The record is from RefSeq and is a predicted model, not a curated record. Gene Ontology annotation, cellular component: cytoplasm. NCBI's taxonomy places the organism in Eukaryota, Metazoa, Chordata, Lepidosauria, Squamata, Cordylidae.